Molecule: messenger RNA, 1746 nt
Organism: Penicillium robsamsonii
Lineage: Eukaryota; Fungi; Ascomycota; Eurotiomycetes; Eurotiales; Aspergillaceae
Product: GMC family oxidoreductase
Exons: 6
Coding region: 1-1746 (581 amino acids)
Molecular function (GO): flavin adenine dinucleotide binding; oxidoreductase activity, acting on CH-OH group of donors
Source: RefSeq, a predicted model, not a curated record
AUGGCUGCACUAACUCCGAAUACAUAUGACUUCAUUGUUGUGGGUGGUGGAACCGCUGGAAAUGUCGUUGCAGGUAGAUUAGCAGAGAACGCUGACGUGAAGAUCCUCGUGAUUGAAGCUGGAAUUGGUAACCCAGACGAUAUCCCAGAGAUAACAACGCCCGCUCGCGCAUUCGAACUCCGAAACAGCAAGUAUGACUGGUCCUAUCAGACGACCUUCGUCGACAGGCCUGACUACGAGCGUGUCGAGAAGACAAAUACCCGUGGAAAGGUCCUUGGCGGGAAUAGCAGCCUGAACUACUUUACCUGGAUUCGUGGUAGUAGAGAGACAUUUGAUGCAUGGCAGGCGUACGGUGGGGAUGAAUGGACAUGGGAAAAGUGCAAACAUUAUUUCCAAAAGGCACAGCAUCCAGCUUCAUAUCACGAUGGCGAGAGAAUGUACGAUCCGCGAUUUUCCAAGAUCGGACGCGAGGGCCCAUUGCACAUUUCUCACGCAAAUCUGCUCCCAGAAACUCGCAGUUUCCGAGAUGCUCUAACACAAGCAUGGACCAGCAAGGGCCAUGAAUUAAAAGAAGACAUCUACAAUGGCAGAUUGGAGGGCAUGACUUACUGUGUCAGUACAGUCUACGACGGGGUGCGGUCAAGCAGCGCAGUAUAUGCGACUGGGAAAUACAACGUGGAGAUAAUGCAUUCCACCGUAGCGACAAAGAUCAACUUUGAAGGUGAUACCGCAGUUAGCGUGACUGUUGCCGGAACAGAUCACAACGAGACCACGCUAAAAGCAACGAAAGAGAUCAUCAUUGCUGGUGGAGUUUUCGAAACACCCAAGCUACUGCUUCUUUCCGGCAUUGGUCCUAGACGUGAACUGGCUCGUCAUGGAAUUCAGCCUGUGAUAACGUCCGAGCAUGUGGGCGAGCAUCUUCUUGAUCAUCCCAUUCUUCCACACGUUUUUAAACUUAAGGAUGGCAUGGGUUUGGAUCAUAUUCUCCUUCGAGAAGGACCUGCCCACGAUGCUGCCGUGACGCAGUACGACAAGGAUAAAACUGGGCCACUCGCCAGUGGCCUUCUUGAAAUGAUAGCAUUCCCACGCAUCGACGGACAACUCGAAGAGCAUGAAAAGUACCGCAAAGCUAGGACAAACAAUGGAGGCCAAGACCCUUUCGGGCCUGGUGGUCAGCCUCAUUUUGAGAUUGACUUUAUUCCCAUGUUUUGUGAUGCCUUCCAGUGGCACUUCGUUGCCCCACCCGAGGGAGACUGGCUAACGGUCGUCGUCGACCUCCUUCAUCCACAAUCCAAGGGCGGACAUGUCAGACUCAAUUCGAUCGAUCCACGUGAGCAACCCGACAUAAAUCUCAACUACUUUACCGACAAGCUUGAUAUCCUCGCUUUGAGAGAAGGUGUUCGAUUUAUUGAUGAUAUCCUCAUGAAUGGCGAUGGAAUGAAAGAGAUCAUUGCUGAGGAUUUUCCGUGGCCGAUGCCCCGUGAGUCGGACGAAGAGAUGGAUCUCCUUAUCUUGGAUCGGGCGCAGACUGGAUAUCAUCCCUGUGGUACUGCCCGACUGUCUCGGAACAUCGACCAAGGUGUGGUAGACUCUGAGCUGAGGGUUCAUGGGGCUAAGAGGCUUCGUAUUGUUGAUUCCUCCAUCAUUCCGGUCAUUCCGGACUGCCGGAUCCAGAAUGCAGUGUACAUGAUUGGAGAAAAGGGUGCCGAUAUAAUCAAAGCGGCUUAUCCAGAGCUUUAUAAAUAA